AUGAUGGCAAGCAUCACUGAGCAGCUUAUGCCCAUGAUCACCGCACUCAUUCAGAAAGCUGUGCAGGAAGCCAUUGCAAAUGCCAUGGGAGGUGCCCCGGCAACUCCCCCCCGUGUUGUGCUGCAGGAGCCGGACCAGGAGCGCGGGCCCAAACGCCACAAGCCUGACCCUACAAGCGAAAAAACCACGAUUCGAGCCGCCAUCCCACUUAUCAUCGUGAGCCGGGCAAGGGCAAAGCAUCUGGUGGCAGAGGUGGUUCAGCGUGCUCCCCCGCAGGGCCCCUUCCAGCUCCGAUCGCAGGAUUGGAGCGCGCAGCUUUUGUCGCAGAAUGGAAUUGCCAAAGCAUUGGACGACCUUAAGCCGGGUUCUACUCUGGAAGCUGUCAUUCUUGUCGAGCCCUCGGCGCUGCCGAGAAUUCGGACCAUGCUUGCUGGCGCCAGAAAAUCUCAUAAAAUCACCCUUGUAACCUUGGACGCGGAUGGUCCUCACAAGCUCCCGGGAAGUGUGGGUGAUCUCCUACGUUUUCGACGAGCCUCAAUUGCACAUUGCAAAUCUGUCCCUGCUGAUGGUGGUGUCCCUUGCUUUGCGGGGCACAAGGCCAAGGCCAUUAAAGUUGUUCCUACGUCCACUUCGGUCGUCUACUUUAAGGUGCCUGAGAUGUACAUGACGCCUGAUAAAUUCAAGCAUUGGAAGAACAACCCGAGUCGUGCUGCUUCUUCUUGGGCUAGCUCUCACCAAAUCACUUUGAGUGACACGUGGGGUUGGAUCGAGGAGCAGCAGGCUGGUAAGCAAGGCCUGCAACUGUUUGGCAUUGCUCGCCUCCUGGACACUGAGUUGUCUUCUCUCGUUGCUGUCAGUGGCCGGGAUGGGGUUUUUGUUGAUGUGCCGCGCGGCAAGCUUGUCUCCACUGUGCAGUGGCUUGCUGCUACCAAGGGCGAAGCUCCGAUUGCGUAUCUUGAACGCGGCCUCCGCAUGAGUGCUCCUUACGGUCUUGCCACCCAGGGCGGACGCAUUGGCGCCAGAUCGCCUAGAGAUCCUUCACAGGCUGUCCCGCGUGUCUGGAAUUUCCCUCAUGUGCCGGCUAGCUGGGGACAGAAGGAAGUGCUGCAGGUGUUGGACCAAUCCUUCAAGGAUGUGGCUUUGAUUCAGCAUAAGCGCACUGGCACUGAGUACUUGUAUCGCUUCAGAGCUACGCUUAAGCACGGCGAUCUUGAUCUGGUUCCUUUGAGUGCCAUCGUCGAGAGCGAGCCGGGAAAGGACCAUGAAAUCACGCUGUGGGCUACGGUUGCACCCUACAAGCCUAAGCAAGCUAAGCAGCGACCUUUGCGAUGUGCGCCGACUCCCUGCCUUGCCAAGGAGAAGCCUGCGCUGGAGCCCCAAUCCGUUAGACUUCAGGUUCCCGCUGAACUUGAUGCUGAAGGUAAGGAGGUGUCCCCUGCCAAGCAUGUUGCGGCUUCGCAUCGUCAAAUCCCCUCGGGGUGUGAUCUCAUUGAGACUCCGAAAGACGGAGCCUGCCUUUUUCAUGCAAUUGCGCGCGGCCUCCACUGGCUUUCGGGCCCUAAGAAGACCGAGCAUUCCCACAGGGACCUGAGGGCGCGCUGCGUCGAGCAUUUGCGAAAAUAUGCCUCGCAGUAUUUAGGUGAGUGGGACGGCCAUGGGCCGGAGUUACAAAAAUUGCGGGAAAAUGCUGAAUCUCCGGAGGUGGCCUUUGAGGAAUACCUCAAGUUAAUCGCUUCGGAAUCUGCAUAUGCCUCUACCAUCGAGAUGAAGGCUCUCGGCCGCUUGUUUGACUGUCACAUCCUUGUUAUCCCGCGCGAUGGGAAUUUUAGUGCGAUGUCGUUUCAUGCGCAGCAGCGUAAAAGGAAGCUGGUGUUGUGGUAUACGCCUCGACAUAUCGAGCUUCUUUUACCUGCUAAGGAUGCUAAAGAAUACCCCGAGGAGGUUUUUUCCGUUACGAGCGGUGCUGUCGUGGACUUGCGGGCUGGAGGUGAUGAUGCUUCCCAGUGCUCUGGUACUGUUUGGACUCGUAGCGCCCGAUCCAACCGGCCGCUUCACAAUCCCGGCGUGAUGCUUCAGUUCCGAGUUCGCAAAGGGAUGAUUGCAUUGCUGGCCAUCGGUCUGGUCCAAGUUGUCUUAAGCGCGCUCGCGGUGCUGCUGCGACGGUAUGGUCCCGAGCCGUCUCUUCUGACGCUUCCGUGCAUUCUCAAAUGCCUGCUGGAGUGGGACGAUGAUGAUGCCCCGCACCCUGAGCGUUUGCAUCAUGCCAACCGGGCCCUGCCUCAGUCUGCCCUUGUUAUGGCCCGUCGUAACCGCGGCCGAGCUUUCCCUGAUGGAGUUGCCAAAUGCAGGCUUUGUCCCUUCCGCCGCAAGUGUGCUGAUCCUGUGAAGGCGUAUGCGGCCUAUCAGCGGCACUUUUUGGAUUCGCAUCCGGGGGAGAAGCUUGGACUCGCUCCUGCUCGCAAGGCUUCCUGUGUUCGUAACCUCGCUGAUGGCGAGGAGGCGUACUGGAGAUGCAAACGGUGCCAGGCAGGCAUCUCGACUGCUGAUGCGGCCUGCUUUGGCAAGGACUCCCUGUGGCGAUUUCGCCGGGAGCAUAAAACAAAGGCCCAUCCGCGUGGGCCCCCAGCUAUUCGGUCCCCGGACCACAUGAACGGUGCACAUGUGUCCCUGGAGCAGCCCACUAACGCCAUGUCUUGGCUGGAGCCUUUCGUGCAGGAUAUGCUUUCUGAGAUACAAGCUUCACUUGUCAAUAUCCCGGCGUGUUCAGUGGGUACAUGCUCACAUUCAGAAGGUCACCAGUCGGUUGCAGGUACCCGGGAUGAGCACGGCAACUUCCUGUCUCAGAGGACGGCAGAAUACCCGCCCACGCUUGCGGUUAGCUUUGCAGACAGGGCAGUGAGCCUCUUUUCUUCGGCCAGACCAUCCUACCCGGUGUCUCCCUGCUCUUUGCAGUUCGCGCUUGCAUCUAUUCCCAAAAAGCCACGCUCCGCUACGCCUACUGCUGCACAGGAUGGGGGAGGCAUCUACUCCCUGCCGGACUGGUCUCUUGGCCCAAGGUACCAAUCUGACAGCUUACACGACCUGCGGAAGGAGUGGCAAUCUUGGCUGCUAGAAAAGAGAAUUCCUCUUCGUCUCCAGCAACAUGUCGCUGAAGCCAGCAACAGCCCCCUUUUCUCUGAGGAAGAAACUGAGUGGCUGAGGUCGUCUUUCAAGCGCUUUUCAGACUCCCAUUCUCCCUGCCAGGACUGGGACUUCUCAGUGAAGGAGGGCCAGCCAUAUUGCUUGUCUGCGUUGGAGCGCUUAAGCAAUAUGUUAGGCGACAAGGACACGUCUCUAUUCCCCGCUUUGCAAAAAGGGGUUCCCACUGGCUUUGACGGUGACAUCCCACGCAGCCACACCCUGCGGCCUCGCGCCUCAGACAACGUGGACGAUACCACCGACCUGCUUGUCUGUGAAGGCAAUUGGCAGGGGGCUGAAGCUGAUCCGGCACUGCUUCAGGAGUUGAUCGAGGAGGAAGUUUCCUCCGGCUACAUAGAGGAAGUGCCCAGCUUGGAAGCGGCUUAUGAGCGCUGGGGUCGAGAACGCGUAGCAGUUGGCCGAGUCAAUAUCGUCAAGGCUCCAGGUCGCGCUCCCCGCUUGCUGAUAGACAAUAGCAUUUGCAACACGAACCAGAACUGCCACGUCCCCGAACAGUUCUCACUUCCCAGCCUUCAGGACGAGGAGCCAGUUUCUGGGUUCAGCUUAGAUGUGAAAGGGGCGCACAAAACGUCGCUUGUGCGCGAGCAAGACAGGGGCCUGCUUGGACUUAGACAGCAAGAGUGGAAGAGUGUCUACGGCAUCGUCUUGUUAGCCGCAAACAGCUUGACGAACUCCUUGGUCUGCUUCAGUGGAUUUUGCAUGGGCUUCCGGCUUUACGCCCCUGGCCCCUGGCUAUGUACUCUUUACGAUGACAUGCAUCGACCGCUUGGGACUAAUGUCAGCAUCAGCCCAUGCAUUUGGCCAGGCAUCCACGCCUACCUGGACGACAAGCUUCGCUUCACAGGGAGCCCUCCGGGCACCAGCAUCUCGCCAGGCUCCACCUUGCUUUCCGCUCGGCACAAAGCUUUGCAUAGUAAAGAAGACCUGGCUUUAGUUCCUGUAAGCACGAAGCGCAUGUGGCUUCGUAUCACGGAUCCCACUUCUUCCAAGAGGCGCUUGUCUGAGUCCAGCAGAGAAACACUUGCUUUCUUUGCCCACUUGAGCUCCAGGGAAUGGCGGCCAAGGCCGCUACGACCACCACCUGCCAGUUCGGUGGAGUCGGCCGCAGAUGCUUUCGGCAAAGGCAAUGAUUGCGGCGUUGGAGGAUGGCUCCUCCUCCCAUGUGGACGCUUGCUUUGGUUUGCUCACCGCUACACUGUCAACGACUUUCUGGACUUAGGUCUGCCAAUGCAACCUGAUGCCAACUUGGACAUCUCCAGCUACGAGACACUGGCACAGUGCUUUGUACUUCUUGCCUUUUGGAAAGCCCAUGGCUCAGGUCGCUUGGCUCUGACAUUACCAGCUUUGAGCGAUAAUAGUGGUGCUGAAUCAGUGUGUAACAAGCUUUAA
Molecule: messenger RNA, 4587 nt
Organism: Symbiodinium sp. CCMP2592
Lineage: Eukaryota; Dinophyceae; Suessiales; Symbiodiniaceae
Source: the annotation of a GenBank genome assembly